UUGAAGCGUAAGAUUAUUUGUGAUAGAAAGGAUGAGAUUUGGAUCAAUUACUGUGGCAUGCCGGUUUGCUUUGGCAUGAAGGAGUUUGCCAUAGUUACCGGAUUGAGAUGUUAUCCUUGUGAGCCUCUUCCUACUGUUGUAUUAACCAAGCCAGCCCGGACACCCAAGGCAGCCAAGAAAGCAAAGGGUUCCAAAGCUAAGAAUGAUGUCUCUUUGGUAAACUUAGUGGGAAAGAGCUACACUCAAAAGAAAUUGUUGCAAGAUUUGGAGUCCAAAACUUUCUCAAAAAAGCACAAGGAGGCACUGUGCUUAGUUUGGUUUGUGCACGUGUUCUUUGGGCAAGAGACGUAAACUACAACAUACCGCUUGGAUUGAUUAAACUUGCUGAGGACUAUGAUGCCUUCAACAACUAUGCCUGGGGUUUUCAAAGCUUUAGCUUGACUGUUGAAUAUUUGAUGAAGGAUUUGAAGCCAACGGGGAAGACACAAAACCUAUAUGGCUUCCCUUGGGCUUUCAUGGCUUGGGCAUUUGAAGCCAUUCCUCACCUCAAGCAUCAAGUCAAGGAAUACUCCGAAGAAGUUACCUAUCCAAGAAUUCUUAGAUGGCUCACUGCCAGGAACAACACAAAAUUGAGUGUUGACCGUUUCAACCCCCCUAAGGAAGUCGUUGUGAACCCAUGGCUUGUCCCAACAAUAAGAGAGUUGGAGAUGCCAUGCCUUGUCACCUUUGUGCCCAAAGAAUCUGUGCCUGACAGAUUGAUUGAUGGGUUCAAAGGGGAAUUGGCUGGAGUGACAGCCAUCACUAGGGUUGAUGAUGUUGUAGCUGGUGGUGGUGGUCAUGUUGCUGGUGGUCAUGUUGUUGUUGGUGCUGGUGGUGAUGUUGCUGUUGGUGGUGCUGAUGCUGUUGGUGGUGUUGUUCAGCCUGUUGAUGUUGUUGGUGGUGGUGGUGGUGGACUUGGUGAUGAUGUCCCAGCAAGUAUUCUUUGGGGAAAAAUUAAGAGAUAG
Lycium ferocissimum is the source of this 1004-nucleotide messenger RNA. RefSeq lists its product as uncharacterized. The record is from RefSeq and is a predicted model, not a curated record. Lineage: Eukaryota; Viridiplantae; Streptophyta; Magnoliopsida; Solanales; Solanaceae. The transcript has 3 exons. The coding region runs from base 456 to 1004 and encodes 182 amino acids.